This is a messenger RNA of Nerophis lumbriciformis (worm pipefish), 1266 nucleotides long. NCBI's taxonomy places the organism in Eukaryota, Metazoa, Chordata, Actinopteri, Syngnathiformes, Syngnathidae. The record is from RefSeq and is a predicted model, not a curated record.
AUGGCGACUCCCAGUCCUGACAGCAACUCCUCCAGCUCCAGCAACAGCUUCAACAGUGUAGGAUCCGCGUCGCAUCAAUUUAACCAGCAGACACAGAGUAGCAGUAUGCAAGAAACCAACAGCUGCUGGAGAUGUCAAAAUGAAACAGGAUUUCAGAUAAGCCUUUCUGGAGUUUCCAAAAGUAAACGUAAAGCGCUGAAGCUGAAUUUCGCAAGCCCUCCCGUGAAGCCAGCGUCCCGCCUCCCGCUCAAUCCAACACCCCCCUCUUUCCAGAACCCUCACAUAGAGCGGCUGAGAACGCACAGCAUCGAGUCGUCGGGGAAGCUUAAGAUUUCUCCUGAGCAGCACUGCGACUUCACGGCAGAAGAUUUGAGAGACCUUGGGGAGAUCGGCCGAGGGGCGUACGGCUCCGUCAACAAGAUGGUCCAUAAACCCACGGGACAGAUUAUGGCAGUCAAGAGGAUUCGUUCCACCGUGGAUGAAAAGGAGCAAAAGCAGCUGCUGAUGGAUCUCGAUGUGGUGAUGAGGAGUAGCGACUGUCCAUACAUUGUCCAAUUCUACGGGGCUCUCUUCAGGGAGGGGGACUGUUGGAUUUGUAUGGAGCUUAUGUCUACCUCAUUAGACAAAUUUUAUAAAUAUGUGUAUUGUGCGUUUGAUUAUGUCAUUCCAGAGGAAAUAUUAGGCAAAAUAACAUUAGCUACCGUGAAAGCACUGAACCACUUAAAGGAAAACUUGAAAAUAAUUCAUAGAGACAUCAAACCUUCCAACAUUCUUAUGGACCGAAAGGGCAACAUCAAGCUGUGCGAUUUUGGGAUCAGCGGCCAGCUCGUCGACUCCAUAGCCAAGACCAGAGAUGCUGGCUGCAGGCCUUACAUGGCACCUGAAAGAAUAGACCCCAGUGCCUCUAGACAAGGCUAUGAUGUCCGCUCUGAUGUUUGGAGUUUGGGAAUCACCUUGUACGAGCUGGCCACCGGAAGGUUCCCAUACCCCAAGUGGAACAGCGUUUUUGAUCAGUUGACGCAAGUGGUGAAAGGGGAGCCUCCACAGCUCAGUAAUUCAGAGGACCGGCAGUUUUCCCCCAAGUUCAUCAAUUUCGUUAACUUAUGCCUUACAAAGGAUGAAUCUAAAAGGCCAAAGUACAGGGAGUUGCUGAAACAUCCAUUCAUUCUUAUGUAUGAAGAGCGUUUCGUGGAUGUUGCCAGUUAUGUAUGCCGCAUCCUGGAUCAGAUCCCGGCCUCUCCAAUCUCUCCUAUGUAUGCAGACUAA